This is a messenger RNA of Sardina pilchardus (European sardine), 1918 nucleotides long. RefSeq names its product MAGUK p55 subfamily member 7-like. Gene Ontology annotation, cellular component: cell-cell junction; plasma membrane. Gene Ontology annotation, biological process: protein localization to adherens junction. Bases 1 to 1917 code for a protein of 638 amino acids. Lineage: Eukaryota; Metazoa; Chordata; Actinopteri; Clupeiformes; Clupeidae. The transcript has 17 exons. The record is from RefSeq and is a predicted model, not a curated record. Gene Ontology annotation, molecular function: protein binding.
AUGGGUGUGUGCAGGCUGCAAGCCUCUCUGCUGUAUGGACUGGAGUCGCACAUGGACGAGAGCGAGGACAGCAACUUCCUGCAGGACACACUUAUGGGCAACACACUCCAUCUGCUCAUCAGGGUCUAUGAGAGACUGCUGCGCUUUGGAGCCCAGAGACCCAAACCCAUCCAGGACAGUGCCGAGUGCCUGGCAGGAGAAGUAAGUGUUCCCUGGAGGAUCCUCCUCCACCGCCGCUCCCUCGCACAGGCUCGCUGGAAGUCGGAGGCCGGGUUGGCGGAAGAGCUAAAGGAAUCCUAUGGCAGUCCAGAGGCAGCUGAACUGUGCUACUUGCUAUCCAAUCCUCAUCUUAAGAAUCUGCUGUCUGUCCACGACUCUGUGGCACGGAAAGACUUCGACCCUGAGCUGCCGCCUCUGCCCGACAACAUUUGUGACGAAGAGGAAGACUCAGUGAAGAUCGUACGGCUCGUCAAAAAAGAAGAGCCCCUUGGCGCCACUAUACGGAGGGAUGAAUUCACAGGCGCUAUCGUUGUGGCUCGCAUUAUGAGGGGAGGAGCAGCGGAUCGAAGUGGAUUAAUUCAUGAGGGGGAUGAGCUCAGGGAAGUCAAUGGCAUCCCGAUGGAGGACAAGGACCUGGAAGACAUUAUUCCCAUACUGGCUCAGGCGGAUGGGGCCGUAACCUUUAAAGUGAUACCAGGCACCAAGGAAGAGCCAGCAGUCAGCAGCACCAAGACUUUCGUCCGAGCUCUCUUCGACUACGAUCCGGAGGAAGACCCGGCGAUACCGUGCAAGCUGGCAGGCCUGGCAUUCAAGAGGGGCGACGUCCUGCAGAUCGUGUGCGAGGACGAGGACGAGGUGUGGUGGCAAGCCCGGCACCAUGGCACCGAUGCCCAAGCAGGUCUGAUCCCGUCCAGGGAGCUGCAGGAGAGGAGAGUCACCCUGCAGAAGCCCGAAGCGCUCUUCCAUCCAUCGAAGAGCUUGGGACCAGGGCCAGCUGCUUCGAGGCGCUGCGCGGAACAUGAAAUCCAGCUGUACUUCCGGCCUCGUCGGCGGGGCCGCCUCCGAGUUGCCUCUGGACCCACGCUCCGGGGGCUGACCCCCUCGCCACGGCGCAGCGGUCCGCUGGGUCGCUCGACUUCCAUAGCCGGCCUAAGGAAGAGCUUCCGGCUGAGCAGGCGGAACAGCGACAGCAGACAGUCGAGAUGGAGGAGGUUCAAGAGACAUCGGCAUGGCCUGAUUCCCACCUAUUUGGAGGUGGUCCCCUACCAGAGGGGUCCGGGAGACCCUCACCGCAUGGUGCUGAUGUUCGGGCCUAGUGGAGUGGGGCUGAGCGAGCUGAAGAGGAAGCUCCUGCUGUCUGACCCCGAGCUCUACAGCGUCACCGUACCGCACACCAGUCGCGAGCCGAGAAGGCAGGAGAAAGAAGGGGUGGAGUACCAUUUUGUCUCAAGGCACACAUUUGAAAAAGACAUCCUCAACCACAAGUUUAUUGAGUACGGUGAGCACGGAGGAAACUAUUACGGCACAAGUCUGGAGUCGGUGCAGAGGGUGUUAGCGGAGGGCAAGGUGUGCCUGCUGGACGUGGAGCCGCAAACGGUGGAGAAGCUGUACACCAGGGAGCUGAAGCCGUGUGUGGUGCUGGUGAAGCCGCCUCCACUAGAGAGACUGAGACUGAGCCGAAGGAAAACCAAAGUCAUCUCCAGCCGGGAUGAGAGGACGCAGACCAAAACCCUCACGGAGGAGGACUUUGAAGACAUGAUCGCCUCGGCCCACGCAAUGGAGACCCAGCACGGACACUUGGUGGAGGUGGUGAUCGUCAACGACGACCUGGCGCUGGCCUUCACCGAGCUGAGGGACGCGCUGGCCAGGAUGGAGAAGGAGAGCCAGUGGAUCCCCGCCGCCUGGGGACCGGACUAAA